Messenger RNA from Cannabis sativa, 1736 nucleotides. RefSeq names its product probable glycosyltransferase At3g42180. The transcript has 4 exons. The record is from RefSeq and is a predicted model, not a curated record. Gene Ontology annotation, molecular function: glycosyltransferase activity. Bases 200 to 1708 code for a protein of 502 amino acids. Lineage: Eukaryota; Viridiplantae; Streptophyta; Magnoliopsida; Rosales; Cannabaceae.
AAGUCUAUAUUAUAGUACUUGAGUAUUAAUUUAUGCAGCAAAUAUUGGCCAAAAUAUCUUAAUUAAGCCACCCACGUGAGAACAUUGAUUCAUUAAUUAUUGAUUAAUUCCUGCAUAAUAUCUUCUCCUACUAAUUAAUAUUGAAGAAAAUGUCUUAUAUUAAGGAGAGUGCAUAGAUAUUCCUGCCUGUCACAACGCCAUGGCUUCAGCCUUAAGCAGCUCCACAGCUGUGUUGUUCCUUUCAACUUUACUUCUUCUGAUUCUUUUCUUCAUCUCCCAUAACCUAACCCUAAACCAAACCCAGCUUACUAUCCACUCUUACUCCUACUCCCUUACUAACAUUUCAACCAACAACAAUAAUAACACAACUAUUACUUCUAUUCCUAUUCCUUCAACAAGUCAUGAUAUUAUUAUUCAAAACAUCGACCAUAAUAGUAGUACUACUACUACUCCACCAAAUGUUUCUUUAGCCUCUUUUCUCUCACCAUCAAGUUCUUUGCAUCCAAACACUAAGAUCAUUAAUAGUAGAUCAGAUAAAAUUGAGAGUGAUUUGGCCCAGGCUCGAGCAGCUAUUCAUGAAGCAAUUGUUACCAAAAGUUUCAAAUCUGAUAAGAAUGAGAGCUUUAUACCAAGAGGUUCGGCUUACAGAAAUCCCUAUGCUUUUCAUCAGAGUCACAUAGAGAUGGUUAAGAGAUUUAAAGUGUGGAGCUACAAGGAAGGAGAGCCACCAGUGUUUCACAUGGCACCAGUGAACAACAUAUAUGCUAUUGAAGGGCAUUUCAUGGACGAGAUAGAGAGUGAGAAGAGUGGAUUUAGAGCCAGAAAUGCUGAAGAAGCACAUAUGUAUUUUCUGCCAUUGAGUGUGGUCAACAUCAUUAGUUAUGUUUAUAAUCCCAUUCUUACCAAAGCCGAUUACAGCCGAGACCGCCUCUGUCGGCUUGUCUACGAUUACAUUCAUGUGGUCGCCAAUAAGUACCCCUUUUGGAAUAAAUCCACUGGUGCUGAUCAUUUCAUGCUUUCCUGCCAUGAUUGGGCACCAGAAAUUUCACAUAGGAAACCUCAAUUUUUGAACAACUUCAUCAGAGUUCUAUGCAAUGCCAACACUUCAGAAGGAUUUCAACCCAAAAGAGAUGUCUCACUUCCAGAAAUUAACUUGAGAGUUGGAACUUUAGGCCCACCUAAUGUGGGCCUAAGCCCAAAAAAACGUACAACUCUUGCCUUCUUUGCAGGAAGGGCCCAUGGAUAUAUUAGACAUGUCUUGUUCGAGCAUUGGAAAGAUAAAGACGAUGAAGUUAGAGUUCAUGAAAAGCUCCCUAUAGGCCAAAACUACUCCAAGUUAUUGGGCCAAAGCAAGUUUUGUUUGUGCCCUAGUGGGUAUGAAGUGGCUAGUCCAAGAGUAGUAGAGGCAAUCAAUGCAGGGUGUGUUCCAGUAAUUAUAUCUGAUAAUUACUCGCUACCCUUUAAUGAUGUGCUUAAUUGGAACACAUUUUCCAUAAAUAUCCCAACUUCAAAGAUACCAGAAAUUAAAAAUAUUUUAAAAAAGGUACCGAUUAAAGAGUACCUAAAAAUGUAUAGAAGAGUAUUACUAGUGAAGAAACACUUUGUGUUAAACAGGCCAGCUCAACCAUUUGAUGUAAUUCAUAUGGUGCUUCAUUCUAUUUGGUUAAGGCGACUUAACUUCAAGUUUGGAAAUGUAAACAACAUAUAAUUGAGGAAUAUUUAGAUUUGAUUAGAAA